This is a messenger RNA of Thalassophryne amazonica, 3102 nucleotides long. RefSeq names its product nuclear factor of activated T-cells, cytoplasmic 3-like. Gene Ontology annotation, biological process: regulation of transcription by RNA polymerase II; calcineurin-NFAT signaling cascade; cytokine production. Lineage: Eukaryota; Metazoa; Chordata; Actinopteri; Batrachoidiformes; Batrachoididae. Gene Ontology annotation, molecular function: RNA polymerase II cis-regulatory region sequence-specific DNA binding; DNA-binding transcription factor activity, RNA polymerase II-specific; transcription factor binding. Gene Ontology annotation, cellular component: transcription regulator complex. The record is from RefSeq and is a predicted model, not a curated record. Bases 292 to 2958 code for a protein of 888 amino acids. The transcript is spliced from 10 exons.
GAAGUGACCUUGAACGCAGCAUCAGGAUCAACCUGUAGGAAAUUCGCAACGACGCUAAAAGCGAAUCACUCAGCAAAAAUGAGAUUUUUAUCAGUUAAGUUCAGGCUGUGGAGGCGAAUUUGACGUGUAAUGGUCGAGUUACUAACUUUUAGCGGGUACUUUAUCGACUUCGGUGGGGUUAGUUGGGCUGAGGCGCAUAGAGUUUUGGUUGGGAUGAGUUGGUGUUAGCGACAGAGACAGACAGAGAGACAGACAGCUGGGUUUAAGGACGGACUCGGUGGUUCCGGCCCAAUGUCCACGGAGGAGCUGGACUUUAGGCUGGUCUUUGAGGACGAUCGCAGACACUCGGCAGGUCCAGAUCUUGACGAGAAGACACGCCUUUCCUCAACAGAGGCUCCAGCUUAUCAAAUAGUCAACCAGGAACAACAGAGCCACAAUCCAUGUGUUCCAACUCCAGACCUGCAUAUAGGCUCUCAGUCCCAUGGGUCCCAGUACAGUGCCCAGGGGAACACCAAAAGUUUCGACUGCCCCAGUAUCCAGAUUACCUCCAUUGCCCCAUACCACCUUUUGGAAUUAGGUAACACCCAGGAUGUUUUGGCAGUGAGUGGAGCAGAGGGGGGUUUACAGUAUGCGUCUUUGUGUAGAGACCAGCUCUAUCUGCCAACAGACUACUGCUAUAGAGAUCCGGCAUUCAGCCCAAGCCCCUGCAGCAGCGUGUCUUCUAGGAGCUGGCUGUCUGACCUUUCUUCCUGUGAGUCUUUCUCCCACAUCUAUGAUGAUGUGGAGGGAGAGUUACCUGAGGCUGCAGGCCAUGUGACCCUGGGGUCUCCCUUUGGGUCCCCAGGAUGUGGGGGUGGGGCCUUUGGAGUGGAAUUGUGGCAGCAAAAAUACCAGCAUCCUUUGCCUUUCAGCCCUGCGCUGUCACCUCAUCAGUCACCCUGCCAUUCUCCUCGCACUAGCAUCACAGAAGAGAACUGGCUCAACCGCCGGCCCUCCUCCAGGCCUUCAUCCAGACCCACCUCCCCCUGUGGAAAGAGACGUUACUCCAGUGCCGACCCCCGCGCACGCUCACCCUCUCCACAGCACUCGCCCAACCACACACCAGGCGCCUCACCACGGGGAAGUGUGACAGAAGAAACAUGGCUGGGGAGCCCUGCUGGAAAUUCAGGAUCUCUUCUUGCAUCUGGAUACCAGGAGUUGGAUAUUCCCAACAAGACCAGAAGAACAUUAGGGAGUCACCUAGGCUUGCUGGCUGGCCAAGGAGACUCUGGCCUGGAGGAGGUGACGACUGUGAGGCCCUUCUUGGAUUCUUCUGGGGAGGAAGGACAGCAACAGGAUGGCUUGACAAAUCUGUUUCUCCCAGUGCCUUCUACCUUCAGCUGGAAUAAACCCAAACCUGGCAACCCUCCUCUGUUCAGGACCUCAUCGCCUCCUCCUUUGGACUGGCCUCUGCCCAGUCGGUUUGACCAGCUGGAGCUGAAGCUGGAGGUUCAGCCUAAGUUCUACCAUAGGGCGCAUUACGAAACCGAGGGCAGCCGAGGGGCCAUUAAGGCAGCUUCUGGAGGUCACCCCAUAGUUAAGUUGAAUGGAUGCAGUGAGCAGCCACUCAGCCUGCUGUUGUUUAUCGGCACCGCAGACGACCGGUAUCUUCGCCCACAUUCCUUCUACCAGGUCCACCGUGUGACGGGAAAGACGGUAACCACUCCAUGCCAGGAGAGAAUUGUGGGUGGAACCAAGGUCCUGGAGAUUCCUUUGCUUCCAGGAAAUGACAUGUCCGCCAGUAUUGACUGUGCUGGAAUCUUGAAGCUGCGCAAUGCCGACAUCGAGCUCAAAAAAGGAGAGACAGAUAUUGGGCGGAAGAACACGAGGGUGCGAAUUGUGUUCCGGGUCGGCGUACCUCAGCCGGAUAGUAGGAUGCUGUGGCUGCAGUCGGUGUCUGUUCCUGUGGAAUGCUCUCAGCGUUCAGGACAGGACCUUCCGCAGGUGGAAAACUUCAGUCCAACCAGCUGCUCUGUGGAUGGAGGAGAGGAGAUCGUCAUCACCGGAUCCAACAUCUCUGCUCUGUCCAGAGUCGUCUUCAUGGAGAAAGGGCCUGAUGGGAGGUCACUGUGGGAAGUUGAUGCCAAAGUUGUGCCAGGAAAAAGCAGAGGCUCCCGCAUUGUAGUGGAGGUUCCUCCUUACAAUAAGAAGACAAAGUGUCCGGUCCAAGUCCAGUUCUACAUGUCUAACGGGAAGAAGAGAAGAAGUCUAACACAGAGCUUCACCUACCUGCCUGAAUCCAGACAUCACCACCUCACUGCUGCUGGACCACAGGUGGUUAAACAGGAGUGCUGGGAUCCAGAUAUCAUCCUGGACACAUCCUGUGGCUUCUCCUACCUGGUGUCCUCACAGGAGAGAACCCGUGAACCAGAUGUAGCUUUUAACUCCCAUCAUCUCCCAGUGCAUCGUGGUUCUCCCACGCAGGACAUUCCUCACCAUCCUUCUUCUCUCCAAACCUUCCUGAUGUUUCCUCAAUUGUCCUCCAUUCCUUCUGAGUCGCUCUUGAAAACUCCUCAGACCUCUGCACUUCCUCAGACCUUGUCGAUCCAUCCUCACAUCUCCACGUUGCAACUUCAGACUUUCUCCGUCGAUCCUCAGGCUUCCUCUGAGGCUCACCAGUCUGCCUCAGCGUCUCCUCUCCCCUUCUCUGGUGAACCUCAGAGGGAACCGUCUCCAUCUCUGGUUUCCAAGAGAACCUUCCUGACCACCACAGACUCUGAGAAGGACAGGGAGGUGGUGAACAUCAAGCAGGAGCCAGAUGAGCAUCUGAAUCUGGGAUCCUUGGGCCUCCAGGAGAUCACUCUGGAUGAUGUGAAUGAGAUCAUCGACAGAGACAUCGGCGGUGUGAGGGCCACCGCACAGUCAAGCCAGUAUGACCAGUACCACCAGUACGACUGGGAGCAGAGUGGAGGCCCGUAGUAGUUACGCUGCUUUCCUCAGGAGACGACCGCAGUGCUUCUCUACUGUACGAUUUUUUUUUUUUGUAUUACCAAAAAAAACAAAAAAAAAAAAAAAACAAAAAAGGAAUGUUUGCAUUCUCAACUUCAAGUGCCUGAAACUAAA